ACAUGAUGCGCCAUCGACGAUACCACCGCAACCACCUCUCACCUUGUAACCACAAUAGUACUCCUGGUUGAUGAGAUAGCCUAAGAUACAUUGAAUCAACCUUUCAUCUUACGCACCACCGACUGCCGAUUGCCAAAGUCGCCAAACACCCGCCGUGCCAAACCCCUCGUGUUCGCGAUGCCGCUCAACAACAUCAGCAACAUCCUCCUCGUCCUCUCCGGAAAAGGCGGAGUCGGUAAAUCCAGCAUAACCACGCAACUAGCGCUCACAUUAUCGCUACAAGGACACUCAGUCGGUGUGUUGGACAUUGAUUUGACAGGGCCGAGUAUACCCAGGUUCUUUGGCAUUGAGGAUGCGAAAGUGACACAAGCGCCUGGUGGAUGGAACCCUGUAGACGUACAUGGAGAGCAGAUGUUGGGUCCGCAGAAGAGGUCAGAUUUAAACAAAGGAAAUACAGAGAGCGGCUCAGAGGGUCAAAAGGUUGGCGCAUUAUCGUGCAUGUCUCUAGGCUUCAUUCUCCCCUCGCGCUCUGAUGCAGUCAUCUGGCGUGGCCCCAAGAAGACUGCCAUGGUCCGCCAGUUCCUCACCGAUGUUCUCUGGCCAGAGCUCGACUAUCUCCUAAUCGACACCCCGCCCGGUACUUCGGACGAACAUAUUUCCCUCCUCGAGACCCUGUUGAAGAACACUACGCCUUUGCCCGCGCCCCAAUCCGGCCUUCCUUUCUUGGCCGGCGCCGUCGUCGUCACAACACCGCAAGCCAUCAGUGUAAGCGAUGUGAAGAAGGAAUUGAACUUUUGCAAGAAGACAGGCAUAAGAGUCUUGGGAGUCAUAGAAAAUAUGGCUGGCUUCGUGUGCCCAAACUGCGCGGAAUGCACAAAUGUGUUUAGCAAAGGAGGAGGCGAAGUCAUGGCACGGGAGUUUGAGGUCCCGUUUCUGGGCAGUGUGCCUAUUGACCCGGCAUUUGUCGAACUAAUAGAAAGUGGUACAAGACCUAUAUAUCCAAAGGGUACCAUUUUGGGUGGCAAGGAUAUGGGGACCAAAGAAGAGGAUUCGAUGGACGCGGAAGAGAGGAAGAAGGCCAGUCUCGUGGAAAAAUAUAGGGACUGCUCACUUGCGCCGUUAUUUGAUGCGUUUGUCGAGAGACUGAAGGGAGAUGUUGCAAGAAUACGAUGAUCAAUUUUUGGAGCCUUCGGAUGCAUCAAAAAAUCCCGAGAGAUGCAACACUUAUGUAGGUAUCCAUCAACACUAGAUUUGAUUUGUUGAUGA
Molecule: messenger RNA, 1266 nt
Organism: Pyrenophora tritici-repentis Pt-1C-BFP
Lineage: Eukaryota; Fungi; Ascomycota; Dothideomycetes; Pleosporales; Pleosporaceae
Product: ParA multi-domain protein
Biological process (GO): iron-sulfur cluster assembly
Cellular component (GO): cytosol
Molecular function (GO): ATP-dependent FeS chaperone activity; 4 iron, 4 sulfur cluster binding; ATP binding
Source: RefSeq, a predicted model, not a curated record